Molecule: messenger RNA, 895 nt
Organism: Jaculus jaculus (lesser Egyptian jerboa)
Lineage: Eukaryota; Metazoa; Chordata; Mammalia; Rodentia; Dipodidae
Gene: Abracl
Product: ABRA C-terminal like
Exons: 3
Coding region: 254-499 (81 amino acids)
Biological process (GO): regulation of actin filament-based process
Source: RefSeq, a predicted model, not a curated record
GCCCAGCCCCCGGCACCCGCAGACAGCCCCCAGGCAGGGCGCCUGCUCCCGUGCCCUCCUCCUCCUCCUCCUCUCGUUCUAGGCGUGUCCCCGGGAGUGGGCGGCCCCUGGCCCGCGAGCUCCUACUUUCCCCACCUCCCCCCACCCCGCUCUCCUCCUCUUCCUCCUCUUUCUCUGCGUCUGGGCCACUUCCUCCUCCAGCCUCCUCCUGCCGCCCUGGGAGCGCGGAGCCGACGCGCACCGAGAGGCAACAAUGAACGUGGAUCAUGAAGUUAACCUCUUAGUGGAGGAAAUUCAUCGUUUGGGUUCAAAAAAUGCAGAGGGAAAGUUAAGUGUGAAAUUCGGGGUCCUCUUCCGAGAUGACAGAUGUGCCAACCUCUUUGAAGCACUGGUGGGAACUCUGAAAGCUGCAAAGCGAAGGAAGAUUGUGACCUACCCGGGAGAGCUGCUGCUGCAGGGCGCGCAUGACGACGUCGACAUCAUCCUCCUGCAGGAGUAAUUAGUGUGGGCGCAUGUCCUCCUGUCGCUGGUCAACUGGAAUGUUAUUAAGUCAAAGGAAACCUGAGGCUACUUGAUGCAUUUUUAUAGAACUUUGUUAACCAAAAGGGGACUCAUUUUUAGAAGCUUGUUCUUUUUUUAAAAAAUAUAUGUAUAUAUCUUGAAAGAAAAUGUAUUACAUUGCAAAACAAACAAAACCUACUAUUUUUCUUAGGGGUGUGACUGGGGCAUGUAAGUAAUGAGGCCUUUUCUGGAGGGGUGAGGAGAGUUUGUUUCAUGAAUCAUUCUUAGGCAGUUUCUACAGAUAUUUGACAUUCUGUCAAAGCAAGAAGCAAACAAGACCAACUGCCACAAGGUUGUUAUGUUUAUGUAAUAAAAACAUGUCGCUGUCUUUAAA